AUGGGAAAAGAUGAUGUGAAGCUUCUAAGCAUGUGGGCUAGCCCUUUUUGCAUGAGGGUGAAGGUGGCAUUGGCAGAAAAAGAUAUUGCUUAUGAAGAGAUUUUAGAGAAUAAUUUGUUAGGUGGAAAGACCGAAUUGUUGCUAAAAUCAAACCCUGUCCACCAACAAGUUCCUGUCCUCUUGCACGACAACAAGCCCAUCCUCGAGUCCACUAACAUUAUCACUUACAUGGAUGAAGUUUGGCCUUCCAAACCCCUCUUGCCCACUUGUGCAUAUGAGAAAGCCCGGGCCCGAUUUUGGGCCGACUACAUUGAUCGCAAGGUUCACUCGGCGGGUCGGGCCAUUUGGACUGCAAAAGGAGAAGAUGAAGUAGAGGCCGCUAAGGCAGCGUUCCUUGAUAUCUUGAAGUUCUUAGAUGGUACUUUGGCUGAAAAAGACUAUUUCGCUGGGGACAACUUCGGGUUUGUGGACAUACUGCUUGUUGGUCUAACUUCGUGGUUCCCGGCCUACGAGAAAUACGGUAGCUUUAAGGUGGAGGAUCACUACCCUAAAUUGGCGGCAUGGAUCACGCGGGCCCAUGCUAGGGAGAGUGUUUCUGAAGCUUUGGCUAAUACUGAAAAAAUCCUCAACUUUGUAGUAAUGUUGAGACAAAUGUUUGGUGUUGAAUGA
Molecule: messenger RNA, 669 nt
Organism: Lactuca virosa
Lineage: Eukaryota; Viridiplantae; Streptophyta; Magnoliopsida; Asterales; Asteraceae
Source: the annotation of a GenBank genome assembly